Molecule: messenger RNA, 1134 nt
Organism: Rotaria sp. Silwood1
Lineage: Eukaryota; Metazoa; Rotifera; Eurotatoria; Philodinida; Philodinidae
Source: the annotation of a GenBank genome assembly
AUGAUUGAUCGUGUUGAGCAAUUGGAAUCUCUAAAUGCAAAAUACGUGGCAAAACUGGCUGAUUUGCGAGGACUAUCAUUCACUGUUGGUACCAUUGGUAAACAAAAUGAUGAACAUUAUCGUCUACAGAGUGAUAUUAUGGCAGUGAACUUCGAUAAAGUUGGCUAUGAAUCUGAAAUCGAACUCUUUCAACUGCAAAUCAAAAUCUAUCAACAAAUGAUCCAAGCUGAAAAUCAAUCGAUCGAUGAACAACGACUGAAAUUAGAACGAGAAUUGAAUCAAUCUGCAUCUGCUCUUGUCAAUCUACGUACAUCCUAUGCAGAAUUGGGACAGCAAGUUGGAACAUAUCGCGCAACGUGUCAAGAUAUGUUACAGCAGUAUCUGAGAUUAGCCAAAGAUUGGUCCAUUUCGAAGAAGCAAAUAAAUGAAUUGAAGAUCAGAGUGCAAAUGACGAAGAAUCAAAUUAAAUUUUCGAAGAUUUUACGUUCGUAUGUACUAAGCAAGAACGAUGUAUUUUCAAUGGAUAUGUCUGAUUUUUCUGAAUUCUGGAAGCAUGAAUGGGAACAAAUUAUUAAGAAAAUACGUCAUGAUUUUGAACUAUUAUAUGGAGCAAUGCAUCAAGAAACAAUUAAUUUUUAUGAAAUGAAAACCAAAGAAUUGCAAAUCGAAUUAGAACAAAUAACACAAUAUCAACCAGUUGAAAACGAAAAACAUGUUAAGUUUCAACAAAAACUCCAGAGCGAAUAUGAAGAAGUGCAGAAGAAAUUUGCCUCUGAAAAACAAGUUCUAAUGGAAUUGGAAGCAACAUAUUCUAAAUUAGAAUCCGAAUUGCAAACUAUUCAAAUGCAACACGAAGAACGAUUCGAAGCACAGUCAAAUGAUUUACAUUAUUUACAGGAAAGUAUUAUGGCAAUGGUGAGUAGUGUCGAAGAAAUGCAACGAAGACGUGUUGAUUCGAAGGUCGUACUUCAAUAUACACUACCCAAUGGACUUCGACUUCAACCAGGCAGUGAAUUAAAUGUCUAUUCAGAGUCAGGUGCUGCAGUUGCUCAAAAAUCGCGGGCUCAAAGUGCUUUUCCAUCAUCUCUACAUCAGGAACUUGUCCUUAAAGAUAUAUCUUCAAUGGGUAGGUGA